This is a messenger RNA of Amorphotheca resinae ATCC 22711, 599 nucleotides long. RefSeq lists its product as hypothetical. The record is from RefSeq and is a predicted model, not a curated record. NCBI's taxonomy places the organism in Eukaryota, Fungi, Ascomycota, Leotiomycetes, Helotiales, Amorphothecaceae. Bases 211 to 531 code for a protein of 106 amino acids. The transcript has a single exon.
UAGACGCAUUCAUCCGCGACGAAUCCUCAAAGGGAAGGUACGACCCGGCGAUCUCAAAGAUCUGUUUCGAGAUCUUGUUGGAGCUGUUCAAUCGUGUUUUGAAGACGGACUUGGGACCCAGGGAUGUGGGGGAGGCGGAGGUUGAGGGGGGGUGUUAGGUAGGUAGAUGGAUGAAUUGAUUGAUUGAUGGAUUGAUGAUUUGAGAGAGGUAUGGUCCUGUAUGCGAUUAGCACCAUAAUCGAGAGCCAUCUCUCUCCCCCUUCCUCCAUUUCGCACAUUCGACUCAACUCACCAAUCCCCCCAAUCCAGCAUCAGCGUCCGUAUCAGCAUCAGAAUCAGCAUCAUAAUACACACGUGAUCUCACAGCAUGAUGCCAUAUCAUUAAUUCUCUAUCCUCUCCACUACACUACCUACCCACUAUUCUCCCAGCAACCCAAGCCAAGAGCAGAACAAGCAUUGAAAAGACCGGGGGUAUCCUGCCAAAAAGACCAGCCAAGCCAACCAUACCAAGGAAAAGAAAAAGAAAAGUGAUUUUCGCCUCAAUUACCAGCCUUCCAUCAGCGAAUCACGUUGCGCAAGGGAAUGACAGGAUAUUAUAA